Messenger RNA from Linum trigynum, 4849 nucleotides. The record is from the annotation of a GenBank genome assembly. NCBI's taxonomy places the organism in Eukaryota, Viridiplantae, Streptophyta, Magnoliopsida, Malpighiales, Linaceae.
CUUGAUUUUGAUGACCUCAUUAUGAUCUCCCUGCCCGUGACUUCAACACCUGUGCUCGUCACCACGCCGCGUUAUGGGUCGAUGUCACGGUCGUUACUUUUGAAGAUUAAAAGCUAGAUAGUGAAAAUUAACAACCGUGAGUUAGAUGUUGAUGUUAUUUGUUGGAUUCAAGUAUAAACGUUCAGAUAUGAUGUUAAUUUAUGUAUUUAAAUAUGAGCGUUUGUAAUUUUAUUAUGAACGUCAGCAUUUUAAUCAAAUAUCAAUUGUUAGUACAUUGACUUCAAAUAUGUUUUAUAUAUGAUCAGAUUCAUUUAUUGUUAAUAAAAUUUUCACAUUUCUACACAUUUUACCAAACCGACAUGAACCAACACACAUCAAUUAUACCACUGAUUUAAUCAUUUCACUUGCUAAACCGCCGCAACGGUAUAAACCAGUUUGACAAACUUGGUUAUAGUGUAUGAGCAAAUAACCAAUAAAGCAAAGGCGGGUGAGGGGAGCAGUAGUGUGUCAGAUUUGGCGUGCAUAACUCAGAAAAGGUGGUGAUGAAUCAGAAUGAAUAUAGGGAGGGACUCAUGAGUAGUUCCCUUCCUUUCUCCUAUAUUGCACACAAGAACUGGAAUGAUUAAUAUCUCCCUACUUUUCCUCUCUUCUCUUACUGAACGAUUAAAGCAAAAGAGAAAGGGAAAACUGGGGAGCCAAUAAGAAAAUUGUCUUUACGUUUUUUUCUUCUUUUCCUUGUACUUUUCUCGACCUUUUAUCGCACACAACUGUAAUGCCAAAUUGAGCUACCAAUUGGGAAGUGCUGCUGCUAACACAAUGGUCUGCAACAAACAUUUCUGAAUUCUGCGUAGUUCAUCCUUUUCUGUAAAAGUCGGAAUUUCUUUCGAGGGUUCUCAAGAUUCUUUCCGCAAAGUGAGUGAUGAUUGCCAGCUCAUUCAUUCAUUAAUUCUCCUGGGUUGGAAUUUAUUACGAGUGGAGGGUUUAUUUCUUUGGCGGUUCCAUUUCAUGGAUUUGGCUCUCUAGCUUUGGAUCUUCAUUCAUUUUUCCACUACCCACCCAACACCAACAAGCAGCAGCAAAGCAGAGUCCUGGGUUAAGGUAAAGCUUUCUUCUUUUGCUGGUUUUAAUUUUUUAAACAUACUUCUUCUCAUGUCCUGUCCGAGUGUCUGUCUAAUGGAUACUGCUGGUGUUUGCAUUUCCCCAAUUUUCAAGCCAUCUGUCUUCUCAAACCUUGCGUCUGUGCCCUUGAAUGGGUUUUCCUUUCGCUUAUCUGCAAGCAUUGAGUCUCGGGUUUUGUUGGGGUUUACACGGAGAGUAGCUUUUGGGGCUUGUCUUGUUGUUGGCUGUGAGUGAGCCCUUUUCUUUCGUUUAAUGUUCUUUGCUUGCCAAGUUGGUUUUAGAUACAAUGUGAUCAUGUGGGGAGUUUAGUAAGGCUGGCUUGUGAGGUUCAAAAUCUCUGGUUGUUUAGGAUUAUAUAUUACUAACUCUGUUUUUUCUCUUCUCAGUGGAGAUAUUCUGGUAGAUUCCUUCAUUGUAGGGAUGGUAUUUUGAUUUCCCCCCCUUGCGAUUUAUUCCCCCAUGCUCUUUACUACUUUGUGAGAGGGAAAUGAAAAAGAAGAAAGAAAAAAAAAAAAAAGAUAGAUAGAUGCUGCUUGUCUGCAAAUUUGGUGGUUUCUUCAACUGAUACCGAGAUGCUGUUUUCUGUUGCAGUAUUCAAACUUCAACGGUGGCCAGAGAGUAGGGAAAACAAAAAUCAGAAAGCAUUGUACUGAAACUUGUGGGUUUUUAUAAUUUUCUGUAAUCAAGUUUGGAACUUGGGAACCUCUCCAAGUGGGCUUAACAUGUCUUAGUUGAGAGAGAGAGAGAGAGAGAGAGAGAUGGAUCUUUGAAUAAUAAAGUGGAGUAAAGAAGAAAAACAAAGGCAGCAGAGAUUGCAGAGGGGAAGAAAGAUAGAAAAAUUAGCAGCAGUGAGUGCUAGAGUGUGUGUGUGAGAGAGAAAGGGAGUCAGAUUGAUGCUUGUAUGUGGGUGGGGGUUGUCUUCCAGAGUCCUGUGAAUGAAUUAGCUGAAUAGUUUAGUUAAGAGAGCCUUGUUGGCCAUGUCCCCUUCUUCUGAUUCACUGCCUCCGGGCUCCGUGGGCUUUGCCGUCGAUUUAGGUAACACCCAUUCCUCCAUAUAAUCUCUCUCAUCUUCCUUCCUCUGUAAGAGAUCCUUCAUUUUUUUCUCUUUAAAAACAAACAGUUUGAUCUGAAAUCUUCCUCUAGUAUCUCUCAGUCCAAGUUAUCCCCUUUCACACAAAAACUUCAGUCCUUCCCUCUCUUUCAUAGUCAGACUUGUUUCGCCUUGCCUCGAUUUGCUGUCAAGAUUUGGUGGUAAUGCUCCAUUUCCUACUGCAGAAAAGAGGAUCCCCUUCUUAAUUACCACAUCUUUAUUAUUCAACCUUCCUCUCUCUCAUUGAGGCUUUAGAAGAACAACCAGCAAAACCUUCUUCUUCUUCUUUCUUCUUCUUCUUUCUGAUUCAGCAAUCUGGUCCCCACUCCCUGGGUUAUUGCUCCCAUUUCCCCAAUACAGGCAACUUUUCUCCUCGAGACUUGAGGGGUUAUGUAUAUAUAUUUCACUGGGAAGGUGUGUGGUUUUUGGUUCUGGAGUUGUUUCUUGGUUGAAUAGUGAAAGGGGGAAGGUUUGUUUGCGUGGAAGUACAGUAAAGUUUGUGGCUUUCUCUCUUUGGCAAAGAUGAAGUUUAUGAAACUUGGUUCGAAACCUGAUUCCUUUCAGACAGAUGGCGACAAUAUCAGGUAUGUGGCCACUGAGUUGGCAACUGAUGUCACUGUUAUUGUAGGAGAUGUCAAAUUCUAUCUGCACAAGUUUCCCCUUAUGUCCAAAAGCGCUCGCUUGCAGAAGUACGCCGUCACAAGUAACGGAGGAGAAAGCAGCGAUGAAGUCGACAUCUCAGAUAUCCCCGGCGGGCCAGCAGCAUUCGAGGUCUGCGCCAAAUUCUGUUAUGGAAUGACUGUAACCCUCAACGCCUACAAUGUCGUAGCUGCACGCUGCGCUGCUGACUUCCUUGGAAUGCACGAAUCCGUCGAGAAAGGAAACUUGAUCUACAAAAUCGAUGUGUUCCUUAGCUCCAGUAUCUUCCGCAGCUGGAAGGAUUCCAUCAUCGUACUUCGAACCACCACCUCGCUACUGCCGCUGUCCGAAGACCUCAAAGUUGUUAGCCACUGCAUAGAAGCUAUAGCCACUCGAGCUUGCGUCGAUCCGUCGAGAGUCGAUUGGUCAUACAGUUACAACAGGAAGAAACUCCCUGAAGAAAAUGGAGACACUGGAAUAGGAACAACGACAAACGAGAUUAUCAUGAGAAACCGUUCAGUGCCGAGGGAUUGGUGGGUCGAGGAUCUGUGCGAGCUUGGGAUUGAGCUUUACAAGCGUGUGAUCACCACCAUAACAAGCAAAGGGAUCCUUCAUCACGAGGUGAUUGGGGAAGCUUUGAAAGCUUACGCUUACAGAAGGCUGCCAGGUGUACUCGGCAGCAGCAAGGGUGGUGUUGUCCAGAGUGAAGAAAUGGUGAAGUAUCGGUCGAUGGUUGACGCCAUUGUGUGGCUUUUGCCUGCAGAGAGAGGCAGCGUCUCGAGUAGCUUUCUUCUGAAGCUGUUGAAAGCAGCCAGUUAUGUUGGCUCAGGUGAUCAGACUCAGGAACAGCUGGUGAGAAGAAUAGGACAGCAGCUGGAGUCGGCUUCUGUGAAUGACCUCCUCAUACGACGAGCUAAUGGUGGUGGCGAAAGAGAUGAUGACAGCAUGACGACUUAUGAUGUCGACGUGGUUCAGAAGAUGUUACGAGAGUUUGCAACGCAAGAUCAGAUUGCUGAAGUUGAAGAGAUCCAACAAGGAGCAGCUGCUGGGAUUUUGUCAGAUGCUUCCAAGCUCAUGGUAGCCAAAUUGAUUGACGGGUAUCUUGCUGAGAUUGGAAAGGAUCCCAACUUACCAGUGUUGAAGUUUGUGGAGAUUGCCGAGAUGGUAUCUGGUGUGUCUAGGCCUGUACAUGAUGCUCUAUACCGUGCCAUCGACACCUAUCUUAAGGAGCAUCCAGGUAUCAGCAAGAGCGAGAGGAAGAAGAUAUGCAAGUUGAUGGACUGCAAGAAACUAUCUGUUGAUGCAUGCAUGCACGCAGUGCAGAACGAGAGGCUUCCAUUGAGGGUUGUAGUGCAAGUACUAUUCUUCGAGCAGGUGAGGGUAUCUGCGACAUCAGGGUGUAGCACCCCUGACCUGCCAAAGAGCAUCAGGGACCUAAACAACGGGUCUCAAAGGAGCUCGAGAUCAGCUGUGACAAACCCGGAUGAGGAUUGGGAUGCAUUGGCAACCGCGGAAGAGCUAAAGGCCCUGAAAGCUGAGGUGGCUGCAUUGAGACUGCGACGGAUUGGGAGCAGCAGCAGUAACAAUAUGGAUCGAGGGGGUGGUAGCUACAGAAUGAAAGGGUUGCUGAAAUCCAAGAAAGUGUUUGCAAAGCUGUGGUCAAGCAAAGGAGACAAAGCGGAGAACAGUGGAUCAGAUUCAUCAGGAUCUCUUGGAUCUACAACUAAUGGCACUGAAGAAGCAAAAUCUACACCUUCAAGGAACAGAAGGAAAUCAGUCUCUUGAAAGUAGUAGAGAUUUUAACAUAGGGGGAGGAAGGGUUGUCCUUUUUGCUACAUUGGCUCCAUCCGUACUUCUGGUUGGUUUUAUUUUGUGGGGUUUCCUGUGAACACUGAAUUUUAACGACUGUUAACACGUUAAAAGGGAUAGCAGCUUAUGGUUUUAAGGAGGCGAGUACAGUUGAUGCAUAGCAUAGAGCUCGAAUGAAGAAUAGUGUGUACU